AUGGGCUUCAGUUUAAAGCCCUCCGUUGCCACCAUUGCUGCCGCAAGGCUGGAAACGGCUCCUGCUGAUGGCACCUACGAGGUUUUGCGGAACAGCCUGAACGAGACUCAGAAGCGCUGCAAGGACCUCAAUGACGAGAUGCUGCGCGUCGCUGACGCCAAUGAAGAGCUCCACAACACCCUUCGCUCGCUCAAGGCGACGAAUCGGCGUCUUGUUGAGGAGGUCCAGAAGCAAACUGAGGAGCUGUCCACGCUGACGCAGCAGCGGCUGGGAGACAUGGAGAAGCUGUCAAAGCAGGAGGAAGCCUUCAGCCGCGAGAAGGCAGCCUGGGUCCAGGAGGCUCAGAGGACCCUGGAGGAGGAGCAGCGGCGACUGGACGAGGACUUCACCGAGAUGCAGGAGGCGCUGAGCGGUCGGCUGGACUCCUGCUGGCGCAAGGCGGCUGCGAGCAAGGCCAAAACUGAGGCGCUGCGUAGCAGCCAGCGGCAGCUGAAGUCUGAUGUCCAGUCUUUCGCCCACGCUUUCA
Molecule: messenger RNA, 526 nt
Organism: Symbiodinium pilosum
Lineage: Eukaryota; Dinophyceae; Suessiales; Symbiodiniaceae
Source: the annotation of a GenBank genome assembly